This is a messenger RNA of Ilex paraguariensis (yerba mate), 516 nucleotides long. The record is from the annotation of a GenBank genome assembly. Lineage: Eukaryota; Viridiplantae; Streptophyta; Magnoliopsida; Aquifoliales; Aquifoliaceae.
AUGUCUCCUCGAAGACUCUUGUUCUUUUCUUCAUCCUCCGUAUUAAGUCACGGUCACCGCGGUCCAACUCUAUCACAGCACCGUUGGAUUUUCACGACAACCCAACUUAAUGGCUCGUGGAUGGACAAGAUCAAAGGUGUCAUCACCGGCCAAAAGGCCGCCACUCCUGAAUCCACCACUUCCUCUGAGUCCUUCACCCUCCUCCGGUUUGCUGAUGAGUUGAGCAAAGCAAGAAAGGUAGGGACUUUUAAGCAGUACAUUGUGGGCCGAAGCAGUGAAGCGACAUUUGCCGAUGCCUUUGAGAAGCAGGAGGCCAUUAUUAGGUAUCUUGGAGGUUUUGAUCCUACUGGAGAGAAUCUCCAAACUACUCAGAAGCAAGAAGCAGCAAAGCAUUGUAAUUGCACAAUAGCUGACGUUGAGAAUUCCUUGGCAAAAUUUACAUGGGCUAAAGAAGCUCAAAAGAAAAUCGAGAAGUUGAAAGGAGAAGGGAAGCCAAUGCCAAAGAGCUUGGCUGAG